Molecule: messenger RNA, 1336 nt
Organism: Coffea arabica (coffee)
Lineage: Eukaryota; Viridiplantae; Streptophyta; Magnoliopsida; Gentianales; Rubiaceae
Product: uroporphyrinogen-III synthase, chloroplastic-like
Biological process (GO): uroporphyrinogen III biosynthetic process
Cellular component (GO): chloroplast
Molecular function (GO): uroporphyrinogen-III synthase activity
Source: RefSeq, a predicted model, not a curated record
GGGUUGCAGCUGGCUCUUUCGCCCGAUUUUCCUAGCUCCACGUUUACCACAAUAAUGCCUUGGCUUUCUCUCACCUCCUCCUCUCUUCAUCUUCCUCCUCCUCUUGCUCCGUCGUCGUCGUCGUCCUCCUCUCUGCAAUUUCGCAGGAUAACGUGCCUGCGUGCUUCGUCUUCAGUUAAUUCGGCGUCGUCUGCUUCCUCAACGUCGCAGCCGAAAGUCGUGGUCACUAGAGAGCGUGGCAAAAACGCGAAGCUCAUAAAUGCUCUGGGGAAACAUGGAAUUGAUUGUCUAGAGCUUCCUCUUAUCCAGCAUGAGCUGUUACCUGAUUCAAACAGGCUGUCGUGUUUGUUAAGUGAGACUGCUUUUGACUGGGUCAUCGUAACUUCACCGGAAGCAGGAACAGUUUUCCUUGAUGCUUGGAAAGCAGCAGGUACCCCAAAUGUUAAGGUUGGUGUCGUUGGUGGUGGUACAGCUAGUAUAUUUGAAAAAGUUGCACAACAAUCAAAACAGUACCUGCAUGUUGCUUUUGCACCAUCAAAAGCUACCGGCAAAAUUUUGGCUUCAGAGCUUCCAAAGCAUGGAAAUGAAAGAUGUAGUGUCCUAUAUCCUGCUUCAGCAAAAGCUAGCAGUGAUAUUGAGGAAGGUCUCUCGGAGCGUGGAUUUGAGGUCAUUCGGCUUAAUACAUACACAACGGUACCUGUGGAUCAAGUUGAUCAGAUGGUUUUGAGACAGGCACUUGCGGCUCCUGUUGUUGCUGUGGCAUCACCUUCUGCUCUGCGGGCUUGGAUUAAUCUUAUUCCAGAACUGGAGAGGUGGGGUAAUGCUGUUGCUUGUAUUGGCGAGACAACUGCUUCGGCUGCAAAAAGACUAGGGUUAACAAAUGUAUACUAUCCAGUAGAUCCUGGUCUUGAUGGCUGGGUUGACAGCAUUGUGGAAGCUUUGAAAGUUCAGGAGCAAGUCCAGAGAGUCUAAUAGUCCUUUCUGAAUGGCUUUUCCACCUUUCCAGGUGAAGACUGUAAAAGUAGUGCAUCACUCAGGAUGGACUGUAUGCUUCUAGGAACACUUGAGAGAGAGAGAGAGCGAGAAGAUUGUGGACAAUUUAACGGGAAAAUGUUGAUUGUUCUGCUUAUGAGCAAGCCCAUUUUUCUAUGGGACAAGGGGGGUGUAGCUUAGAGAUCUGAGACACGGGGGGCUGGAAAAAUUCUUAGAACUGUAUAUAGUAUUUUUUUUGUCGUGUAAAUGUUUUAAUAUAUUUUUUUUUUGGGGGUUGAAAUCUGUUUGGACAGUCAAUUAUUUGGCCAAAUAUAUUUGCUGACAUCACCAUUACAAUUUUCAA